AUGUCGAAGCUAACUUCGUUGAACUUGUCUGGAAAUAAGAUCAACAACUUCGAGUUGAUGAAUCUGCCAGAGCUGAAAGAGUUACGACUACAUGGCAACGUCUUGAAUAUAAUCCAUCCGAUGGCCUUCAUGAACGUUCCCCAACUACAGUAUCUCUACAUGAGAGACAAUCUAAUUGGGAGUCUUGAUGGGAAUAGACUUCAGGCUUUUCGUAAUUUAGAAAUCCUGGAUGUGACCAACAACCUGCUGCAAAAGCUGCCUGAGCUGAAAGAUCUGACAAACUUGAAGCAAGUUCGACUCGAUGGGAAUCUCAUAGAGAAAGUGGAAACUUUGGCAUUUUCGAAUAAUCCAAAACUUCAGCUGAUUAGCUUGCAGGUUAGUCGUUUCUUUUCUUUGUCUUAUACUAUUUUUCUCAAAAAUUUCUCCACCUUGGGGCAAAGAAAAGUCUUCAAAAAGGAAGGAAGAGGCAAAAUAUUCAUUUUCUUUUACAUCUUGGCGGUUUUUUGAAA
Messenger RNA from Cylicostephanus goldi, 509 nucleotides. The record is from the annotation of a GenBank genome assembly. NCBI's taxonomy places the organism in Eukaryota, Metazoa, Nematoda, Chromadorea, Rhabditida, Strongylidae.